UCCCGGGCGGGCCUCCAGGCCCCAGACACACCCCUCUCGGCGCCGGGGGCUUCUCCUCGGCCGGUUCCCGCCGGCGCGCGACCUCGUGCCCCCGCGAGCGCCCUCGGCGUUUCCCAGGAGGCGCCUUCUGGGAACUUCGGGCCACCCUCCCGGGCACGUCGUCGUAGCGAAGCCGUGUAUUUACUCCUUCCUUCAGUAUCCAGACACAGCCUUGCACUCCACGCGUGCCGAUUUGGGGGAUCCUGCGGGCACGCGGCCCGGGUCGCUGUUGUUUGCGCCUCCGUGACCCUCGUGCGCACCCGCCCCUCCCCCGCCGCAACUUUGAUCCUCGCCGGGACCUUCCUUGAACCCUUCCGCCCCCCGGACCCGCUCCGAGAUGCCCGUUUGGAAAUCCGCCUUCGCCGGGCUCGAUAAAGAAGACAUGUUGGAUAACAGGAAGAGUUAUAGAGUUUGCAGAUAUCAACUGUGGCCUUAAUAAGCAAGCACGUUAGUAGCAUCAAUGCCAGACAGAUGGUUCUUCAUUUGAGCCAGUUCUUUCACAUUUCUCCAUAAUAUAUCAAACCUUACUUACCGAUCCUUAUUUCACAUAUCCUUUUAGAAUACACUCUCUCUAGGUCAGGCACAUGUGGCUGGUGGCUGCCAUAUUGACAGUGCAGUUCUGGAAGAUGGAGAGAGCUAUGACACAGUAAAUUUAAUUAAAAGGUCCUAUUACUGCUGGAUUGUACAAGAUAUUUAACCGUGUUUUCUUUGAGGUAUGACUUAAAUAUCAAACAUCUUAAAUAAGAAAAGGGGAACAUUUUAGUUUUGGAAGUCAGAAUGCCAAGGAGAAAGAAAAAUCUUGGGGGAAAUCCUUUUCGGAAGACUGCAAGCUCUCAGGAAGUUGUAUCCAGUGUGGCUAGUCGUGAGGAGCCACCCACUACUCUUCCUUCCAUGUGUGAGACAAAAGUUGAUCGGGAGGAACUCUUCACCAGUAUCUCAGAGAUGUUUUCUGAUCUGGACCCCGAUGUAGUGUAUUUGAUGCUUUCUGAAUGUGAUUUCAAAGUUGAAAAUGCAAUGGAUUGUCUAUUAGAAUUAUCUGCCACUGAUGCCAAGGUAGAAGAAUCAUCUUCAAAAAGCUUUGUUGCCUCCGAGAACCAAGUAAGUGCUGUGGGACGUGAAAUAAUGGAAAAAUAUACUCCUGAAGAAGAGAGGGAAGAUUCAAAAAUGGAUUCAUUUUUGGACAUGCAGCUAACUGAAGACUUGGAUUCCUUAAUACAGAAUGCUUUUGAGAAAUUGAACUCUUCUCCUGAUGACCAAGUAUACUCAUUUUUGCCUUUGCAAGGUGUUAAUAGUUUUAGUGACCCGAGUGCAUUUAUAAAUUCAGAUUCAAGUAAUAUGACUCCCAUUCUUUCUACACAGAAUAUGGAUUUGGACAGUGAAAAUUUAGAGAAUUCUGCCCCUGCGUUAAGUUCAAACACCUUAAUUUCACAUUCUGUUUCUGAUGAGUCCAAAAAUUUUAUAAAGGAUGACGUAUUGGCAUUGGAAGAUCCUCUUCUCAGUAGUUCUUUAAAUGUAGCAAAUAACACUAUGGUGAGUAGUAGCAAUCUCAGUCAAAGGCAGAAAGAGCUUUUAGAAUCUGAGUGUGUUGAGACUCCGUUCUCUCAAGCCCCUGUAGAUUUGGAUGCCAGUGAACCUCAGGCUCCUCUAAGCCUUACUGCGCAAAAUUUGGGGCUUGAUUUACUAGGUACAAGUGGGGAUCAGAAAUCUGCCUCUGUCCCCGAUGCAUUUGUACCUUCUGAAGAAUUCAGUUUCAAACCACACAAACAUACUGAACUUCCGUCAAAGGGGAAAGAUGUGAAUUACUGUCCUGUACUUACCCCUCUCCCUCUGCUGCUGCCUCCUCCUCCACCUCCACCAAUGUGGAAUCCAAUGAUUCCUGCUUUUGACCUCUUUCAAGGAAAUCAUGGCUUUGUAGCUCCUGUUGUAACCACCGCUACGCACUGGAGACCGGUCAGCUACACGUUUCCCCCUCCAGUUAUUUCUCACACUUCCCCAACAAAGGUAUGGAGAAAUAAAGAGGGAACAAGUGCUUAUCAAGUACAAGAAACCCCAGUUUCUCAGGUCGUAAGAAAGAAGACAUCAUCUUAUGUUGGACUAGUUCUUGUUCUCCUCAGAGGGCUUCCGGGAUCAGGAAAAUCUUUUUUGGCAAGGACUUUGCAAGAGGAUAAUCCAAGUGGAAUUAUUCUUAGUACUGAUGAUUAUUUUUACAUAAAUGGGCAGUAUCAGUUUGAUGUAAAGUACCUAGGAGAAGCACACGACUGGAACCAGAAUCGUGCAAAAGAAGCAUUUGAGAAGAAGGUGUCUCCUAUAAUAAUAGAUAAUACAAACCUACAGGCAUGGGAAAUGAAGCCAUAUGUUUCUUUGUCUCAAAAACAUAAAUAUAAAGUCCUUUUCCGGGAACCGGACACGUGGUGGAAAUUCAAACCAAAGGAACUUGCGAGGCGUAAUAUUCAUGGGGUAAGCAAAGAAAAAAUAACAAGAAUGUUGGAACAUUAUCAGCGUUUUGUUUCAGUGCCAAUAAUUAUGAGUUCUUCAGUUCCAGAGAAAAUUGAACGUGUUGCGUUGUGUGCAUAUUCUUGUGAGGACAGAAAUACUAGCCCAAGAGACAAUGAAGAUGUUACCUCUGAAAAAGAAGAAAAUAUUUUAUCCUCAUCUUUGAAGCAUCUAGAGUUAACUGAAGAGAAGAAACUUGAAGUGGCCAAAGAAACUAUAUUACCUGAGAAUGUUACAUAUCUCUCUAAUGGAGAUUUAAACAAAGGAAGAACAGAAAUAAGUGUUACGAAUUCUCAGAAUCAGAGUGCUUUUAUUCAGGAAGUUUCAGACGUGUAUUUUUCUGAUUCUGAAAGCAAAGUACAAGCCACAGAAAGUAAAAGAGAAGAGCAAGUAGAACUGGCUUCUGAAAAAGAAUAUAGUAAAACUGAUGCAGAUAGUUUUGUAGAGAGAAUGUCACCGAGUACUUGCUGUGGUGAAAAUAAUCAAGAAGACUAUGAUCUUUCAGAUACUGUGCCAUUUCAAAAUGAAAAAUCUUCACCUGGUGAAACAUUAGAAGAAAGAGCCACAGUAAAGAAAAAAGCCUUUGGAAAACAAAAAAGCAAGUCAACUUUGGAAAAGUUCCCAAGACAUGAGCUAUCAAAUUUUGUCGGUGACUGGCCAGUUGAUAAGACUAUUGGUCAGAGGGCCAAAAGGAACCGAAAAACUGAAAAAGCUUCAUCUAUACAAAGUGACAAAAAAUAUAAUCGCCCUCAGUCACGCAAAGUAUUAGAUAAUACUCUAUCUGCAAAUAUAGAUCAUAUCCAGCAACGAGAAUCUCCAAAUGAAAGUACAGAGGAUGACAAGAAGUCACAGUAUGAUGAUGCUUCAGAAUCUUUCAAUUCCUGUCAAUAUGAUACGUAUAAAGAUACUGAAAAACAGUCAUUUAACAUUGUGGGUGACUGGCCUUCAUCUGAUUCCUUAGCUCAGAGAGAGCACAGGUCAAGAAUGCCAAAGGAUGGUUUAAAGGAACCCAACCUAGAAUUUGGAACUAAUGACAGUAUGAAUGAAAUAGCCUUCUACAUAGCACAUGAGACCUGUUGUUGGGGCACAAGCCCUGAAGAAUUAAAAACCCUGGGUAGCUCCACUCUAGGGAGUUCUGAAACACUACCCAAUAAAGUGACCUGUGAGAAUAAGACUUGUCCAAGUAAAAAGAUUCAUAGACAGCACACAUCGUCUCUCACUAGUACCAACAGUGGGCCAACUUUUCCUGGAGUAGUAGGACCACAAACUUCCGUUGAAUUUCCAGAAGGAAAACCUAAUACAGUCCCUGGAAUAGAAGAAGGCAUGUGUACCCAGACUGAACCACAGGAUUUUGCUCUCUUAUGGAAAAUAGAAAAGAAUAAAAUUAAUGUUUCAGAUUCUGUGAGAGUGUUAACAGGACAAUUAGAUGGAUUUAAACCAAAAGCUUUCAAUAUUAACACAAAGUUAGAUGUUCAAGAAACAAUUCCAUAUAGGGUAAUGUAUGAUAAGAGCACGUAUGUUGAAGAAAGUGAGCUUACCAGUGCUGAUGAAUCUGAAAAUCUUAAUAUUCUUUGUAAACUCUUUGGGUCCUUUUCAUUAGAAGCCCUAAAGGACUUAUAUGAGAGGUGUAACAAAGAUAUUAUUUGGGCCACAAGUCUCUUGUUGGAUUCUGAAACAAAAUUAUGUGAGGAUACUGAAUUUGAGAAUAUCCAAAAAUCGUACGAUGAAGCACAAAUUGGGCCAUUUUCUCUGGGAUUAAAUUUGAAGGAAAUUAUUAGUCAAAGAGGAACUUUGGAAGAUUCUAGUUCUGUGCCAGAAUUUAGCCAUGGCACUGCUGUUAAUAACCCUGAUGUACAAUCUACCUGUGAUUCAGAAGAGGGAAACUCAGAGCAGGCAGAAAUAAGAGCUAUAACUACUGAAAAACCUGUGUUAAUAACAGGUUUAUUUCCUAAUGCCACUCUAGAUCUAAAGAAUAAUAAUGAAGUACUUCCCAGUAGUCAGGUAGAACUUCCAGGUCUAUAUAACAUUAAGCAGUCUUUCCCAGGUACUCUAAAACCAACUCUUGCUAAAGAUAUGAGUGAAAUGGAGAAGAAUCUAGAAGCCACGGAGAUUGGAGACAGUAUACAUUCUUCUUUGAAUUUGUCUGAUAUUUUAAACUCUGUAUCAAGCACUUCAAAUCUUGAAUUAAAUGAAGAACUUGACUUUACUGACUCUCUUGAAAUAAAGAAAAAUGAAAAUCUUCCAAAGGAUUAUAUGAGAUUUCCAAGCACUGAAGAAUUUAUGAAUGAAGAUGAACAGGAAAUGGAAAAAAUUCUAAUGGCUGAGAGUACUUUCUCAGCUGAAGUUAGUGAAGAAGAUAAAACUGAGACGUUGAAUCCCAUGCCAGUGAUGGCCAAAUCACUGACCAUAGACUGUCUGGAAUUGGCAUUACCCCCUGAGCUGGCUUUUCAGCUCAAUGAAUUAUUUGGCCCUGUUGGUAUUGAUUCAGGGUCUCUAACAGUUGAGGAUUGUGUGGUUCAUAUAGAUCUGAAUCUGGCUAAAGUGAUUCAUGAGAAAUGGAAAGAAUCUAUAAUGGAGCGACAAAGACAAGAAGAGGUAUCCUGUGGCAAGUUUAUGCAAGAUCCUUCCCUGGUUGGGCAUAUUGGUCUUGAUAAUCCAGAACAAAAAUCAUCUCAGAAAACAGGCAAAAAAUUACUGAAGACUUUAGCAGCACCUGAAAUGCUACCCUUAUUGGAUCAUUGGAACGCUCAAACUAAAAAAGUCUCACUCAGAGAAAUAAUGUCAGAAGAAAUUGCCUUACAGGAAAAACAUGAUUUGUUUCUGCCCAUUGAGGAGAAUAUGUUUUUGAGGACGUUGUUCACAGCAUCACACAGUGUCCAUUUUAUGAGGACCCAUGGGAGAAAUUUCUCUCAGAAAAGGGAGGCACUUAUGUUUGAAAAAGAUUGUGCCACUAAACUAAAGGAGAAGCAGCUCUUUAAGAUAUUUCCAGCCAUUAACCAAAAUUUUCUGGUGGACAUUUUCAAGGACCACAACUAUUCAUUAGAACACACAGUUCAGUUUCUAAACUGUGUUCUUGAAGGAGACCCUGUAAAAACGGUCGUAGCGCAAGAGUUUGUUCACCCAAAUGAGAAUGUCACUUCUCAUACUACACAGAAGUCUAAGGAGAAAAAGGCAAAGAAAUCGAAAGAGACUGAAGAUAUACCAAGUGAACCAUCUUUCCAGGAUUUUGAGUACCCAGAGUACAAUGACUACAGGGCAGAGGCUUUUCUGCACCAACAGAAGAGGAUGGAAUGCUACAGCAAAGCGAAAGAAGCUUAUCGGAUGGGGAAAAAACACGUUGCCACGUUUUAUGCCCAGCAGGGUAGUCUCCAUGAGCAGAAGAUGAAAGAAGCCAAUCACCUUGCUGCUGUGGAGAUCUUUGAGAAAGUCAAUGCCUCCCUGCUGCCACAGAAUGUUUUAGACCUCCAUGGGCUGCAUGUGGAUGAAGCUAUAGAACAUUUGAUGACAGUUUUACAGCAGAAGACUGAAGAAUUUAAGCAGAAUGGUGGUAAGUCCUAUCUCUCUGUGAUUACGGGGAGAGGAAACCACAGCCAAGGAGGAGUUGCACGCAUCAAACCAGCCGUCAUUAAAUACCUCAUAAGCCAUAGCUUCAGGUUCUCUGAAAUUAAACCAGGGUGCUUGAAAGUCAUGCUAAAGUAAAAAAAAAAAAAAAAAAUCCUUGAUUUAGAGUGUGAAGGUUUGUAGGUUAAAAUUAGUUUAUUUGUGAUAAUUUAGUCAAUUUCCUGUAAAUAUGUGUUUAUUAUUAGAAAUGUCCAGUUGUAACAAAAACAUUAUGAUGAUGUUUUUCAGAAUUCAAGAGAAGUUUAAUUUUUUACUGAAUCAAAUGCCAAAUAGGUUGUCUGUUAAAAAUAUUAAAGAGAAUUUUUAUUGAUUAUAAAAUGUCUAAGAAAAUUAUCAGCUGCAGUUUUAAAGUUUGAAGUGCUCUGAUUCUUUCUCAGAAAAUGUUACCUUUAUAUUAAUUGUUGUUUAACAUUUAGUAAAAUUCUAAAGGCAUCUUUGAGAGGUUUUUAAAGUGCUUUGAGACCUGGUUCAUGCCCAUCAAAGCCUUGUAUUAAAAGAAGAAGGAAAUCUGACAAAAAACACUUGAAUACUUUUGAUUUCAAAACUAACUACAAAAAACCAUUUCAUUUUGCCAUAUUCUACAGGAAGGAAGACAUGCCGUUUUGCACUUUCUUCUGUUUUGUAUAUAUCUUGAUCUCUUACCUUAUGUUGCGUGUGUGUGUGCAUUUUCUAGGAGGAAAGUUGAAGCCUGAGAUUAUAUUACACUUUUAUACUUUCUGUAGACAGAAAAGUUUUUAGAGAAGGAGAAAUGGUGAGGUAUCGACCAAGUAUUGGUGUCUUACUGAACUUCUAGAGCUGUGUAAGUGGUUUUCAAGAUGAUACUAAAGAACUAUAUUUUAUAUUUGAGGCAUAUGAUUUCUAAACUGCAGUAGGUCAAAGUCCUAUUAAUUUAAAACAAAUAUAGAAAACAUUUUUGAUAUAAUCUUAAAAGGAAUCUUUACAAUUUAAACAUUUUUACAUUUGUUUUUAAGAUGAGCCAACUUUCUGAAAGGAAACUUUCAUGGACUUCUUUUUUGUGUGAGCUAUAAAAAGUCUUGUUAAUAUGUCAAUUAUAAUUUCAUUUACACAAGUUUAGUGUGGUAAAGUAUAAUUUUCCAAUAUGAAACAGUGGUUUGAGUAAAUUUGACUUUGGAUAUAGAGAAUAUUUCCAAUAUAUGUAAUUUAACAAAUGGUUAUGUUGCUUUUUUGAUAAGCUUAAAAGUCAUUUGGAUCAGGAAUUACAGGGUUGAGUUGUUACUGAAAGAAUCCUGAAUUACAGAAUGGUUUCUCAAAAGAACAGACAUUUUAAUGAAAAUAAAACUCAAAAACACAUUUUUACAUAUCAUGAAAGCAUGCUUUUAAAAGAGCUGUAUCAUUAAAUUUAUUUCCACAAAAAUAAAAAUGUUUAUUAUUUCGAAACAGUGAGUGGUAUUGAAAUAUUAUUCUUGUUUGAUAAUAAUUUGUUAAAAAAAUCCAACAGUUUAGCAUAUGCUUUUUAUAAUAUCUAGAAGUGUUGUAUACAUUAAAAAUAAAGCAGUUCAAGAACUUACUAUAAAAAUAUAGUUAAUGAAAUAAAAUAUUUCUAUGUAUAAAUUAAUAUGAUUUAAGAAAUGUGAAUAACAAUGCUAAAUCUGAAGUUAUUCAGGUGUGUGCAGCUGCAUACUCACUUUCCAUGUUUUCAUAUUUCUUCACCCGGUUUUAAAAAGCUUCACUUUUGUGCACUUCAGCUAAAUUUAUUUCAUUGUUAUUAUAAUUAUGAUUAAUGUGGGAGCAAUCAAAAAGAACAAGGGAUGAGGUAUUUUGUGGGCAGAAACCAAAUGAAACAAACUAUGUUUUUUGCUGUACCAACCUUAAUUUUAGGCUUUAUUUUGGUAAAUCUAGGGUAUUUUUUUCUCUUUUUAAAGAUCUUAUUUAUUUAUUCUUGAGACCCACACAGAGAGACAGAGAGAGGCAGAGACACAGGCAGAGGGGGAAGCAGGCUCCACGCAGGGAGCCUGACAUGGGACUCGAUCCCGGGUGUUCAGUAUCAGACCCUGGGCUGAAGGCAGUGCUAAACCACUGAGCCACCCGGGCUGCCCUAGGGUAUUUUUUCUUAAUCAUCAUUCAUAGUAUGUAGGCAAAUUUUGAGUAUCUCAAGUGUUUUUAUGAAGUUGUUUAAUCCUAAACUGCCUCCUGCCCGACUGACUAGCAGAGUUUAAACAACAUGUAAUUAUGAAAGAAAACUUUAUAGUUUCUCCUUUCUUGUUUUGCCCAUUUCUAAAUUCUGUAUGCCAAAGGUAAACAUAGUUUGGGGAUUAUCAGAUUCUUCUCUUGCUCAUUCCAAACCCUAUAUGUCGAAAGUAGAAACUGUAGGGAGUUAUCAGUUAUCAAAGUUUUCAGGUAUUGGUAUAUUUGUGCUAAUACAUGAUGACUCGUUAGAAUGGCUCUUCACAAGUGUAUCAGUGUUCUAAAAGUACACCACUUCUGUAGUUUGGAAGGUCUUAGUAACAAUUACAUCUUUUCAGUAGUCGUCUUUUCUACCAGGAGAAAAAAAGAGAACUAAUGUAGAAACCACAGGGGAAAGGGGGUUGGACUAAGGAGUCUCUCUCUCUCUCUCUCUCUCUCUCUCUCUCUCUUUUAAAGGAAUGUCUUUAACAGUAUUUUCAAAUCAUCUACUUCCUUCAACAUGAGACAUGGAAGCAUGUUAUCUUGGAUUUAUUGGCUGUUCAUAUAUCUCUAUUAUUUUCAAGUUGAGUUUUUUUCCCCCAAUUUAUUAGUGUUUUCAUACUAUUUAUAAUUCUAUGGCCUUUAAAUAUAGGACAUAUUAUGUAGUAGAAAUUCGGACUUACACUUUUAAAGUGUCUUUGGUAUUAUAACACAUUUUGAGAGGAAAAGCUAAACAAUUCUGUUGGAUUGUUUCCAGUCCUUAUUUUGGUCUUUCUCUUUUUAAAUUCAAGUGUUUUGUGUGCUUAGAAAAAGGACGUUAUAAUAGCAAGAUUGGUUAUUUCUGAGCUGGAAAUUGGAAACUCUUGAGACUCAGGAAAUUGCUCUGACAAUGUUUUAACUGCUCUCAAUUUAAGAAAAUGACAAAAUGUAUUAAAAAAAGACACAAAAAUAAUCUGUGCUGUUUUUCAAGUGCUUUUUCUAAGUGCUUUUCCAUUGUGCAAUGAAGUGAAGUUUGGUAAUUUUCUGUGUAGUGGUUAAAUAUUGCUUAUUUUUAUUUACAUAGUAAAAAUGUGUGUACAAAAAAAGUGUCAUUUCAAAGGUAAAGUAAUUUAUGUAGAAUGUAUGUUAAUGGUGCUUAUUUUUAAAAUGUAAUUCAAGUUUACAUAUUACUUAAUGCCUCUACAGAAUUUAGUAGAGAAGCAAGGCUGGAAUACAUGGAUAUCCCGAAGAGCCUUUUGUAACUUAACAUUAUCUAAUGACAGACUUUAUUAUUUUCCUUAAAGUUGAGCAGUUGACUUUUAUGGUCCAAAUGAUGAACCUGUUAUUAACAAAUGAUUGAAAUUAACCACAAAACUUCUCAUUAAAAUGUAAUAUUGCAGCUAUCUGUUGGAGAAUAUAUUAUAAAAUUUUCAGACAGUAUAUCAGAAAUGAAAUGUUUUUAUUUGUACUAUAAAGAAAAUGUAAUUUUGCUGUUAACUCUGUACUUUUUUAUUGAAAAUGUUUUAUAACUUUGCUUUUAAAAUUUCUUAUGAAACCAUUUGCAAAUUACAUACUUAAUUUAAUAAAGUACUUUAGCCACA
Canis lupus familiaris (dog) is the source of this 9857-nucleotide messenger RNA. RefSeq names its product NEDD4 binding protein 2 (gene N4BP2). Bases 817 to 6231 code for a protein of 1804 amino acids. NCBI's taxonomy places the organism in Eukaryota, Metazoa, Chordata, Mammalia, Carnivora, Canidae. The transcript is spliced from 21 exons. Gene Ontology annotation, molecular function: ubiquitin binding. The record is from RefSeq and is a predicted model, not a curated record.